AUGACCCGACCGACCACCGCCACCGCCACUACCACCACCGGGUACACCAAAUCCCCUCAAGCGUCCAAACUCGAUAUGGAUAUCUACCAUUCCCACAACCCCGACACUCAGUUCACAGUCUAUCGAGAUAUCCCAUCUUUGUUCACUUAUCGAAAGGUCAUUCAAGAGAUCAAACAAGCAAGGUCACCUUCUGAGAUUAUCGAAGGUAAACGAACCAGACGAAAAUACAAGUUGGUAAUUGCCCAACUCAAGAAGAGAAAGAAUGUUAUCAGGUAUAUGAUGAGUGAUGAUGGUGUUUUAUAUAAGAGAUUGAAUUUUGUAGAAAUCGUUAAAGAUUUUGUGUUUGGUCGUGAUAACACCCACUUUCCUUCCCAUGAUAGAUAUGCAGGACGAAGGAACAUGAAAAGAGGAUUUUCACUCGGAAUUGAUUUGUAUUGA
Kwoniella botswanensis is the source of this 438-nucleotide messenger RNA. RefSeq lists its product as uncharacterized. NCBI's taxonomy places the organism in Eukaryota, Fungi, Basidiomycota, Tremellomycetes, Tremellales, Cryptococcaceae. The record is from RefSeq and is a predicted model, not a curated record. The transcript has a single exon. Bases 1 to 438 code for a protein of 145 amino acids.